UCCCUCCCAAAAGACAAGAAUGAUGACGAGCAGCUUGCAAAGUUGGCCCGAGCCGAUCGUCCGGGUCCAAGCCUUAUCGGAGAGCGGCAUCCCGCGUAUCCCUGAGCGCUUCGUGAGGCCGCCCUCCGAGCGGCCCUCGCCGAUUCCCAACUUCGCCCCUCAAGAUCGCGACCGCAACCGCAAUGGCAUUAAUAUACCCAUUAUCGACCUCGCCGGCAUAAUGUCGAGCGCCGACGGGUCCACCCUCCUCCUCGAGCGCAUCUCUUACGCAUGCCGGGAGUGGGGGUUCUUCCAGGUGGUGAACCACGGGGUGAGCGAAGAGCUGAUGGGGGCGGCGAGGGAGGCGUGGAGGGAGUUCUUCAGGCUGCCGGUGGAGGCGAAGCAGGAGUACGCGAACAACCCGAGCACGUACGAAGGGUACGGGAGUCGGAUCGGGGUGGAGAGGGAGGCCACGCUCGAUUGGUCCGACUACUUUUUUCUUUACUACUCGCCUCGCUCGGCCAGGAACCCUAGCAAAUGGCCGGCAAUCCCACUCUCGUGCAGGGAGCUCAUAACAGAGUAUGGGAAGGAAGUUACGGAACUAUGCAAAAGAUUAUUGAGCUUAAUAUCAAGGAGCUUGGGAUUUGAAGGAGACUACUUUGAGAGAGCGUUUGGAGGAGAGGAGUUCGGGGCAUGCCUGAGGGCCAACUUCUACCCAAAAUGCCCUCAGCCUGACCUCACUCUCGGCCUCUCCGCACAUUCCGACCCGGGCUUCUUGACCUUUCUCCUCCCCGACCCGCACGUGGCAGGUCUUCAGGUGCGACAAGGAGACCAGUGGGUCACGGUCGAGCCCAUCCCUAAUGCUUUCAUCGUCAACCUAGGUGACCAGAUGCAGGUGGUGACAAAUGCAAUUUACAGGAGCGUAGAGCAUAGGGUGGUCGUGAAUUCGGCGAAAGAGCGAGUCUCGUUGGCAUUCUUUUACAACCCCAAGAGCGACCUCCUGAUUCAACCCGCCGAGGAGUUCGUGACCGAGGACCGGCCCGCCCUCUACUCUCCGAUGACUUACGAGGAGUACAGAACUUACAUCAGAACAAAAGGUCCUCGUGGCAAGUCACAGCUCCAAUCUUUAAUGCGGUUAUCCACCAAAAAGUUGACACCAUAAGAAACUUCUGAGGUGCAAUAAGUAUGAUCCGAUGAGGAGCACUUCUGUCCCACCUCGCAGCAUCUAUGUACGUGAAGUUUGGCAUCGUCGCCACAGUCGAUUUUAAGUCCUGAAUGUCAAGUUGUGUGUGUAUGUGUUUUAGUAGUGUGUAACGUGUUCUUCUAAGAUCGAUGUUGUUAGAAAAAACCUGUCUUAAAUGGGUUAGUUCUUCGAUAAUCAAUUGCUUAUUUUAGAAUUCUGAAAUCCUUAGUUACGAGAAAAUAUUCAGUGGUUGCUUCUCACUGUGUCAUCAUCCCACGUGGAGUGCAUUUUUUUUUUGUCAAUUUGGCCAAUCAUCACUUGGCAAGUGUAUUCCGAUAUGGAAAUAAAUAAAAUAAAUUAAAAAUCUUUUUUUUC
Molecule: messenger RNA, 1537 nt
Organism: Eucalyptus grandis
Lineage: Eukaryota; Viridiplantae; Streptophyta; Magnoliopsida; Myrtales; Myrtaceae
Product: probable 2-oxoglutarate-dependent dioxygenase ANS
Exons: 3
Coding region: 20-1141 (373 amino acids)
Source: RefSeq, a predicted model, not a curated record